ACUGAGACAGAAACACAGCUACACAGAGCUUUAAAGGGAGACGAGCAGAACCAUAGAAAAGUGGAAAGUCACAAGAAUAUAGGAGGAGAAGCAGGAGAGGGGCCGUUACUGCCAGAUGCUAUCACAUAUAAUUUCAAACAGGAGACAAACGCAGAGAGAGGAGGAGCACAAAUCGGACUAUUGUGUUUGGAAACAACUCUUUGUCACAUCACUUUAACUGGGCUUUCUACCUGCUGGACCAUGACAGAGGAAGCAGAAGUGGGAGUUGACCUCUCUCCAACCUCUGGGUCUGAGCAACAGGCGCCACAUUUUCUACAAGAUGUCAUCUUCCACGGCAAGUUUAAGCUGCUGAAGUCUCUCACCCCAGAGGAAAACACCCAGUGCCAACAUGGCCUCUACUUCCACGAUGGCCAGCGGCGCGUCGACUACGUCCUCACCUACCACGUGAAGAAGCCGGCCACGGGCCGCACCAGCCGCCAGUCGACGCACCUGCUCACUGAAAAUGCUGUCGCCCGCAGCCUUCGCCGUGGCCGCAACGAACAUCUCCGACACCACAAAAAACAAAAGGCAAGAGACUCAUCGACCCUGCCGUCCUCCCCGGUGGCCGACGUGGAGCUGGGCUGUCCCGCAGAGACUGUCAACGGUCAAGAGGAUCACAAAAUGUUCCGGAGGGAGGAGUUUGAGGGGAAACUCAGAGACAUGGGGCUGGAGCUGGAGAAAGAUGAGGACACCAAGAUUGCAGGGGUGGGCUUUGUAAAGAUUCAUGCUCCCUGGAACAUUCUCUGUCGGGAGGCCGAGUUAAUGAAGCUGAAGAUGCCCACCAAGAAGGUGUAUGAAGUCAAGCAGUUGAGUGGUGUUGUGGAGAAGAUCAGCUCCCUGAUCAGUAAAGUGGUGGAACCUCUCCACCCUCAUGUUGAGGAACAUCAACCCAAGAACAUCAAACACCUGUCACAUACUUUCUCCAGGGAGAAACAACACCUGUUUGACCUUUCAGACAAAGAUUACUUCUUUGACAGCAAAACCAAGAGUUCAAUAGUUUUUGAAAUAUUAAAAAGAACGAAAUGCAAGGCCAAGUACAGCAUGGGUAUCACUAGUCUCCUGGGUAGUGGUGUCUAUACAGCUGCUUAUCCUCUUCAUGAUGGAGAUAUUAAUGAGGAGAGUGCAGUGCCAAAUGACAGAAAGCUUUUGUAUGAAGAGUGGGCAAACUACAGUGUCUUCUACAAGUACCAGCCCAUCGGACUUAUUCGGAAGUAUUUUGGCGAGAAGAUUGGUCUGUACUUUGCCUGGUUGGGUCUCUAUACCCAGAUGCUGAUUCCUGCCUCUCUAGUGGGAGUCAUUGUGUUUCUGUAUGGAUGUGCAACAGUCGAUGACAACUUACCAAGCAUGGAGAUCUGCCACCCAAAGAACAACAUCACCAUGUGUCCUCUGUGUGACAGAGUGUGCAGCUACUGGAAACUUAGUACUGCCUGUGGAACCGCCCGGGCCAGUCACUUGUUCGACAACCCUGCCACCGUUUUCUUCUCUAUAUUCAUGGCUCUGUGGGCUGCCAUGUUCAUGGAGCAUUGGAAGAGGAGGCAGAUGAGACUGAACUAUGAAUGGGACCUGACUGGGUUUGAAGAUGAGGAGCAUUUCUGCUGCUGCUGCUGCUGCCAACCUCUGAUCAUAACACAUCACACAAGACUGUGGUACUUUAAAGGGUAUUGGCAAUUGGAGUCUUUCUUCUACUUACAUGGUGCACAUAUCCACCAAUUCCACUUGUGUUUCACGGUCGCUGUCCGUCAUCUCUGUUUGUGUCCAUCACAGGACCACCCAAGGGCCGAAUAUGAAUUCAGGGUCAUGCAGAAGACUCUGAGCAAAGAUCAGAAAUCACAUCACAAGAUUGAAAAGCUCACAUGUCGAGACCGCCUCCCAGCCUACAUGACUAACAUUGUCAUGAUGCUAUUAAUGAUUGGUGUUACGUUUGCCAUUGUGUUUGGUGUGAUCCUCUACCGGAUCUCCACCAAAGCGGCUCUUCAUAUGAGCUCCAAUCCGGUCACACGGAGCCAUGUACAACUGACAGUUAAAACCACUGCAGCCAUCAUCAACCUGGUGGUCAUUCUCAUACUGGAUGAGGUGUACGGAGCUGUGGCCCGAUGGCUCACUGUGUUAGAGGUUCCUAAAACAGACAAGAGUUUUGAGGAACGCCUUAUCUUCAAGACCUUCAUUCUCAAGUUUGUCAACGCUUUCACCCCCAUCAUCUACAUUGCUUUCUUCAGGGGAAGAUUGGUGGGCAGACCAGGCAGCUACCUGUAUGUGUUUGAAUCCUACAGAAUGGAAGAGUGUGCUCAUGGAGGCUGUCUGAUGGAGCUGUGUAUCCAGCUGAGUAUCACUAUGUUGGGAAAGCAGCUCAUUCAGAACAACCUUUUUGAGAUCGGAGUACCCAAGCUGAAGAAGCUGAUUCGUUACAUUCGGUCAAAGCAAGGGGCUUUUCAAGAAGAAGAGAGACAGAAGAAGCUGCAGAGAUACGAAACUGACCACUUCCUGGAACCAUUUGCUGGGUUAACACCUGAAUAUAUGGAAAUGAUCAUCCAGUUUGGUUUUGUCACAUUGUUCGUGGCAUCCUUUCCUCUGGCUCCGCUCUUUGCUCUGCUCAACAACAUCAUUGAAAUACGACUUGAUGCCAAGAAAUUUGUGUCUGAGUUGCGAAGACCAGUGGCAGCAAGAGCCAAAGACAUUGGUAUAUGGUACAACUUACUAAGAGGGGUAGCAAAUGUGGCCGUCAUCAUUAAUGCAUUUGUCAUCUCCUUCACAUCAGACUUCAUCCCUCGGAUGGUCUACCAGUACAUGUACAGCCCUGAUGGCUCCAUGCAUGGAUUUGUCAACCAUACGCUGUCCUACUUUAAUGUCAGCCACUUCCAGGAAGGCAAAGAAGCCAGGGAUCCGUUGCACCUCGGCUACCACGUUGAGAUGUGCAGGUAUAAGGACUACAGAGAACCCCCUUGGUCAGCAACUCCAUAUGAGAUCUCAAAGGAAUUCUGGGCAGUGCUGGCUGUCCGACUGGCAUUUGUCAUUGUUUUCCAGAAUGUUGUGAUGCUGAUGAGCGAUGUUGUGGACUGGCUGAUUCCAGACAUCCCUAAAGACAUCAGCCUCCAGAUCCACAAGGAGAAGAUUCUGUUGAUAGACCUCUUCAUGAAAGAAGAGCAAGGCAAGACACAUACUGUUGAGAGCAGUGCCUCCGUAGGGGGUAAGGAGAAGUGCAGCAGGAGCACCAACAACAAUAACAGCACAAUGGCUCACCCACGCUCGGGACUGCACAGCAACAGCACUAAAAGCCUCUAAUGCUAGUAACCCUGAAUUAUUUGUUCAGUGGAGUAGUUCUUCAUGAGCAUGUCUUGGUUAGCAAGUCUUGCUAGUAGCCUACUAGCUCAGGCCAACCUAAACUAUGUGUUUGGUCUUUGUUCAUAACAUUCCAACAAUUGGGAGAGCAGCUAGCUGAUGAGAUGGGAGGCAAGUGAAGAUGAAUGAGGGGGGGGGGGGGGGGGGAUUUGUUCCAAGAGUUGUGAACCUGUAUUUCAAUUCGUACAGGCGUAUUCAGAUUUGUAAAUGAGUACAGGAAUCCCUUAACUCACACUCAGAUUUCAUGUACAAUAAUAAUGCAUGAUCAGGUUUGAAAAGUGUACACACAUUUAUAAAGGUCCAUAAGAUUUAUACAUGUGUAUAACAAUCUGAAAAUGUGCACUAAAAAACCUCAAUCUUUUUAUGAUGGACUGAAAAAUCGAAGAAGGUAUACAUGGAAUCGGAGUUUCGGGCUUCCGGUGGAAUCACAAUGCAUGCUGGUGUGGCGGGCGUAGAAAAGUGAGCACCAACUCUACAAGGGCCGCCAUAUUGGAUUUCUUCUCUACGUGUUUACAUUGUAUUUAGCUUAUUCAUCAAGGGUGUUUACAUUGUAUUUGGCUAGUUUUUAGUGUGUAAGCAUCGCUCUUCUAGUUAUGGGAUUGGGACACCAAAAUUGUGUAGUGAAAGGAUGUUCAAACAGUGGGAGAAAGCUAAAUAAAUGGGCAGAAUCUCA
Molecule: messenger RNA, 4048 nt
Organism: Cottoperca gobio
Lineage: Eukaryota; Metazoa; Chordata; Actinopteri; Perciformes; Bovichtidae
Gene: ano1b
Product: anoctamin 1, calcium activated chloride channel b
Exons: 25
Coding region: 241-3318 (1025 amino acids)
Biological process (GO): chloride transmembrane transport
Cellular component (GO): plasma membrane
Molecular function (GO): intracellularly calcium-gated chloride channel activity; protein dimerization activity
Source: RefSeq, a predicted model, not a curated record